Molecule: messenger RNA, 1038 nt
Organism: Drosophila subobscura
Lineage: Eukaryota; Metazoa; Arthropoda; Insecta; Diptera; Drosophilidae
Product: zinc finger protein 853
Source: RefSeq, a predicted model, not a curated record
CUUUGGCAUCAUUCUAUGCACUGCUCGGCGCUCUACGGAAAGGAGAAUAAUUACAUUGGAUAUUUUGAAAAAGAAUUUUCUGCAUUUGUGGAGUGUGUUUUUAUUAUACCUGUUAACCUCUGUCUGCAUAAUGGUUAACGAGCUCAACAGGCCGCCAAAUGGGGAUAAUGCCGCACUCAGCGAGCGUCUGGCCGCCUCCAAUCGGCAGUUGCAGGAGAUGCAGGAGGAGCAUCGUCAGCUGCUGGAGGAGAUGGAAACGUUAAGAACACGCGCCGCAGAGCUCACCCGGCUGAAUGCCCAGCGCCAGCAGCUAAGGCAGACAGGACGCGGAGAAGAGCAGCAGCCCUGGCUGCAGCCCAGUCCAGCAGAAACUCCAGCUCCAGCAGCAGCUCCAGUCGACCUGGACCCAGUGGCCGCUGGUUCUGCGGAGGCUGUCCAGGAGGAGGAGGAGGAGGAUCAGGGCGAUGAGGAUAAAGAGGAAACUGCUAGUUAUCUCCAGGAAAAGUUGAAUGAGAUUGCCAACCUGAAGGCUCAAUUCAAGCGAGUCCAGCACAUGGUCGAUACCACAAAACUGAUCGAGCAACACGUGUCCACCAGAGAAUCUGUGCAGACCUCAAGUACCUCAAGUCAGAGCAGCAGCAGGCAAACGACAAGCACCUCAAAUGCCAGGGAGGUCCAAGUAGCGGCGGAGACGGAAGAUGCGCCCCAACCUGAUCGAACCGCGGCUGCUCCUGACAACGCUGAGCUGUUGAGCUCCAUGCUGAACAUGUUUACGGAUUUCACUAGCGACCUGCGUGGUCAGGCGGAAAGUCUACGUGCGGAACGCGAUCGCAUUAGGACGCUUAAAGAGGAGAUUAUUCAGCGUAAACAGGGAAAGUAAUCUUUGAAAAUGUUGUUACGAAAAUAGAGCCAAAUUGCAGCAGUCACUAACCGGCACGUGCUUUCUGUAUCCAUUUCGAAAGUGAGUCGAAAUACACAUCCAUAUCUGUUGAACCACAUAGCUAAUAACAGUAAAUAAAUAUGUUGAGAGUAGGAAAA